UUUCAAUAGUUAUUGUGAUGAAGCGAAGGGAAAUGGGUGCAUGAAUGAGUGGCCGUACCUAGAGCAAGACCUGUUUUGAUGCUCGCUGGAGUGCAGGCGCCGCAUGUUGCUCUGCGGCACUCUGGACCCUCUGAACCUCAGUACCCCCGUCCGGACGAAAUUGCCUGUCCACACCACCCCCAUGCUACUGCUACUGCAACUACGUAUUUUCGCCAUGGAGGGCAUAUGCGUGCAGCGGUACGUCCAUGCAGCAUACGGUGCAAGUUGCGAUCAACGGUAGACACCAUGGGAAGCUUCUGUAGCGCUACCCGCACCAUCUGUUUUGUCUUUAUUGACUUUCGGUUUCUUUUGGCUGGCUUGCGGCUCGCGCCGGGUUCCCGACUUCUCUCGCCACCGCCGUACCUGCCAUCUCCGCUCACUUCCGGGCGCUCAGGGGAGAAUGCGGGAUAUCCAGAGAUACGAGGGAUCAGCAUCUUCACAGGUACCUGUGUACGUACGUAUCUGAUCAGAACCCAUCAUCUCAAUCACCAGGGCAUUGAAAUCACCACGCAGGGCCGCUGCAAUGCGGUCCACGGCGGAGAUGCCGACCGGCAAAAGGCCUUACAAGGCCCUGGCCUUGCAGCACAGACCGGGCCCAGAAGGUUAAGGCACGGAUAACGGCGAGAUACAGCGCACGACGCCCUUCGGCGCGGCGCCCAGGUUCGUCCACGCUUUGUCC
Molecule: messenger RNA, 718 nt
Organism: Ilyonectria robusta
Lineage: Eukaryota; Fungi; Ascomycota; Sordariomycetes; Hypocreales; Nectriaceae
Exons: 1
Coding region: 79-657 (192 amino acids)
Source: RefSeq, a predicted model, not a curated record